Molecule: messenger RNA, 2536 nt
Organism: Oncorhynchus masou masou (cherry salmon)
Lineage: Eukaryota; Metazoa; Chordata; Actinopteri; Salmoniformes; Salmonidae
Gene: pigq
Product: phosphatidylinositol glycan anchor biosynthesis, class Q
Exons: 14
Coding region: 270-2351 (693 amino acids)
Biological process (GO): GPI anchor biosynthetic process
Cellular component (GO): membrane; endoplasmic reticulum
Source: RefSeq, a predicted model, not a curated record
UAAAUGUUGACGGUGUAUCAACAACAAAGAUGGCUACCAACAGACGCUAACUUCAAUUUGACAAUUGAAGGGUAAAUCAUGUAACGGUACGAUCCCAAAUCUGUUUGAAACGGUAUUGACAGCAUAUUGACAAAAGCAGAUUUUCUUCGAAUAUAAAUAAACAACUCUGCAGGUAUCUGAAGACACUAGGCUAACCUGUGAUCACCUACCCCAGGAGGUUAGACUGAAGGAGCGUGUCUGACCUCUGACCCCUGACCUCCAGUCCCACCAUGGUGCUGAAGAUAUUCUUCCCUCAGUGCUGUAACAAGGCAGACAGUGGGCUGCUUGUGGGGCGAUGGAUCCCAGGACAGAACUCGGCCGUGGUGCUAGCUGUUAUCCACUACCCCUUCAUCCCUGGACAGGUCAAGCAGUACAUCCACCAGAUGUGUGGCCAGAGUGGGGUGGAUCUGACGGUGCUGGGCUCGUGGAGCAUGCCCAAGGAGGGCCAGGAGGGCAUGGAGAGUUUCCUCAGGGACCUCAGCACCAUCUUCCCCCAGGGACAGUGGCUCCAGCUCAGUAGAGAGAUGGGCAAGAUCGGCUUCAGGUGUCACGUCCUCACAAGGGACCCGAAUGGGAAGCUGGUACAACAGGAAAAGGAGCUGAAAGAGGAUGGUGGUGGAGAGAAAGGAGAGGGAGAGGAAGGAGGAACUGGAGGAGGAACAAAGAGAGGAGGAGGAGAGAAGAAAGUAGAGGGAGAGGAAGGAGGAAAGGGAGGAGGAACAAAGAGAGGAGGAGGAGAGAAGAAAGUAGAGGGAGAGGAAGGAGGAACUGGAGGAGGAACAAAGAGAGGAGGAGGAGAGAAGAAAGUAGAGGGAGAGGAAGGAGGAACUGGAGGAGGAACAAAGAGAGGAGGAGGAGAGAAGAAAGUAGAGGGAGAGGAAGGAGGAAAGGGAGGAGGAACAAAGAGAGGAGGAGGAGAGAAGAAAGUAGAGGGAGAGGAAGGAGGAGGAGAGAAGGUGAUCUUUAUCCACUAUGAACAGAGGAAGGUCAUGCUGUCUCAGCUGCACCCCAUAGAGAACGGGGUUCCAGACCCUCAAACUGAGUCACAACUACCACAGGUGUUUGGGACAGUGUGUCAGAGUGAGCCGCUGUUCUUCCUGGAUAAGUAUGAUGACGGUCCAGUGAAGAUGACCCACUGGCAAUCAGAGGGACGGGAGGGCUCCAUUAUAGUAGAACUGAUGAAACAGGCCUCGACACCAGUCUGUCUGCUAACCACCUGGAUGCUAACACUGUGGACCAGCCUCUGUAGUAGCAGGAUAUUGAAUGUGCGCCCGAUGAGGUUAAUCUCCAGUAAGUUGUCUACGUGUGUUCAGCUGAGCUACAGAGCAGAACACCUUCAGACAGUCUGCUCUCCUACCAGAGCCACCGCACACAACCACUUCAUGAGGAAAGCCAAUAUCUUUGUGUCGUUCUUCGUUGAUGUGUCUCUGGGCCUGCUGCUGGUGUCGUGGAUGUAUAGAGAGAACCGUAUAGGCAAACUGGCCAACACACUGGUACCUGCUGCUGAUCAUGUAGCUAAAGAGCUGGAGGAGCUGUUGCAGUGGCUGAUGGGAGCUCCAGCUGGUCUGAAGAUGAACCGGGCUCUAGACCAGGUGUUAGGACGAUUCUUCCUCUACCAUAUACACCUGUGGAUCAGCUACAUUCACCUGAUGUCUCCGUUCAUUGAGAUGAUUCUGUGGUACGUGGGUCUGUCUGCCUGCCUGGGCUUGACCUUUGCCCUCUCCCUGCUCUCUGACAUCACCGCCCUGCUCACCUUCCACAUCUACUGUUUCUACGUCUAUGGAGCCAGGCUGUACUGUAUGACAGUAUAUGGUCUGUCCUCUCUGUGGAGGCUGUUCAGGGGGAAGAAAUGGAAUGUCCUCAGACAGAGAGUAGACUCCUGCUCUUAUGACCUGGACCAGUUGUUCAUCGGGACGUUACUCUUCACCAUCCUGCUGUUCCUCCUGCCCACCACAGCUCUAUACUACCUAGUGUUUACCCUGCUCCGCCUUGUGGUAGUAAUGUUCCAGGGAGUUCUCCACCUCAGUGUUGACUUCAUCAACUCCUUCCCUCUGUUCGCCAUGGGCCUCCGACUCUUCAGAUCCUACAGACUGGCAGAGGGGGUGAAGUUCAGAGUGCUCUGUGAGGAACCAGGAACACCUCUACACCUCAUGAUGGAUAUUAACCCUCUGAAGGUGAGCAGUGUGGUUCAGACCUACAGGACCCCCACCUACAGCUGCUACCCUAAAGACUCCUGGCUGGCCCUCUGCAAGAAGCUGUUUCUGGGAGAACUCAUCUAUCCCUGGAGACACAAGACUACCAAGAUAGACUAGGACCAGGGGGGAGAGAGAUGGGGAGAGAGAGAGAUGGGGGAGGCUGUUUCUGGGAGAACUCACCUACCCCUGGAGACACAAGACCACCAAGAUAGACUAGGACCAGGGGGGAGGGGGGGCUGUUCCUGGGAGAACUCACCUACCCCUGGAGACACAAGACCACCAAGAUAGACUAGGACCAGGGG